AUAUGAAGUAGAUGAUAUCGACGAUUUGAUUCAACUAAUAGGCAGUGUAGAUGAAUUUACAGCUGCUGCAAUUAAUGCCACAAAAAGAUCAACAGAAAAUGUGUAUAUACGAGAAACAGUUAAAGCUGUUGAAAAAGUUGGACGUUUCAAUCAUAAGAAUCAACCAGAUCAACAUGUUUCAAAUACAGGUAUUGAUCGACAAAUUGUACCGUUCAUUCCUGCAACGUCUAAUCUAAUUAAACUUAAUUCAAAAUGGCAAGAUCAGCUGAAGAUUGAAAAAGAACGAAUUAGACGCAGUUUGAUUUCCGGUAAAGAUAACAAUGAUGAUGAUAUAUUGAAUUUCGAUGAUGUGACCAACGCCGUUAUAACCGUAAUCAAUCCAUAUAACAAUCAAACUAAUUUUCAAAAAAAUACAUCAAUUCCUCCAGUACUUGUAGUUAAAAACAAUUACUCAACUCAAAGUAGAAUCAUUGAUGAAUUUACAUUGAACAAAGAACAAAAAGCUGCGUUCUUGAUAAUAACAAGUCAUCUCGAUGGUGAUAGUCGAUGUCGAACAGGUGACAAUAAUGGUCAACUCAUUAUGUGUGUGCCUGGUUGUGGUGGAACGGGGAAGUCACAAUUGAUUCGUGCUCUUACAAAAUAUUUUCUUGCUGCAAAAAGAAUGCAAAUGAUGCGAAAACUAGCGCCUACUGGAAUCGCAGCUGCUGAAAUUGAUGGUAUGACAAUUCAUUCAUUUUUAGGUGAACAACGUAAUCCACGAAAGCCACGUACCAUCAAACCAGGCGAUUCCAAACUUGAAAACGAAUGGAGACCGGUCGAAUACCUUUUAAUUGAUGAAAUGAGUAUGGUGGGCUUAACUCUAUUAGGAAAACUGAACAGAAUUAUUUGUUCUGCCAAACAUGUCGAUCCUCAAGUUCCAUUUGGUGGUGUGAACGUCAUCUUCUUUGGUGAUUAUUUACAAUAUCGACCAGUCUAUGAUUCACCAUUGCAUACUGAUUUCUCAUCAUCGUCAUCAAAAAAGAAACAAGGAAAAAUCCCAUCUGAAAAAGAAAUACAACAACGUGUAUCACGUUCUUUAAUUCUUCAAAUGAAUUGUGUGGUCAAACUUACACAACAGAUGCGAACAGAAGAUUUACGAUAUCUUCAAUUACUCGAUCGGCUUCGUCAUGGACAAUGCAAUUAUGAUGAUUACGAACUAUUGCAGACACGAGUUGUUGGACAACCAACAAUACAAUCUCUACAUGAUUCGCCAUGGAACAAAGCUCAUUUUCUCGUGUUUCGAAAUGAAGUUCGCACUCAAAUAAAUAACAAGGCUGCCAUUCAUAAUGCAACACAAAUGGGCCAUUCACUGAUGGAAUGUGUUGCUCAAGAUACAUGUAAAGGUAAAGCAAUCGAAGAUCCAAUAUUGCGUAAAAAACUAUUAGAAUUAUCUGAUAGCAAGACAGAGCAUUUACCUGGUCUAUUACCUUUUGUACCAGGCCUUAUCAAUGGUAUUAAUGGAAUAUUUCGACAAUUAGUAUAUCAUGAAGAUUCGGUAACAACAGAAAAUGUAUCAGAAAUGUUUCCGAAUAAUACACAAUAUAUUCGUCGACCGACAUAUGCUUUAAUUGAGAUUGUUAAAUCGAAGAUUGAAUGCAAACUUGAAGAUCUUGAACCAAAACUUAUACCAAUUCCACUUAUAGAACAAACAUUUCAGGUUGACGUGGCUGAUCUUAUUCCAAAAGAUAAGAAACCAAAAUCAAAUCAAAAGACAAUUCUAUCAAUUAAACGAUCUGCAUUACCACUUGUACCUGCUUAUUGUAUUACAACACAUAAAAGUCAAGGUCAAACAUUGAGCAAAGUGGUUAUUGAUUUAAAAUUACCAAAUGAAACUGAUGAUAUUGCAGCAGUUUACGUACCACUAUCUCGUGUAAAACGUUUGGCCGAUUUAGCUAUUCUACGACCAUUUGAUUAUAAAGUUUUGCUGAUGAAACCAUCGAAAUCUCAAGUUACCGAAAUGGAAAGAUCGGAUCAGCUGUUUUUGAAUACACGAUCACGUUUUUCGGAAUGGUUUCAAUGA
Messenger RNA from Adineta ricciae, 2059 nucleotides. Lineage: Eukaryota; Metazoa; Rotifera; Eurotatoria; Adinetida; Adinetidae. The record is from the annotation of a GenBank genome assembly.